Messenger RNA from Aphanomyces astaci, 624 nucleotides. RefSeq lists its product as hypothetical. NCBI's taxonomy places the organism in Eukaryota, Oomycota, Saprolegniomycetes, Saprolegniales, Verrucalvaceae. Gene Ontology annotation, biological process: fatty acid biosynthetic process. Bases 9 to 518 code for a protein of 169 amino acids. The record is from RefSeq and is a predicted model, not a curated record. Gene Ontology annotation, molecular function: fatty acid synthase activity. Gene Ontology annotation, cellular component: fatty acid synthase complex. The transcript is spliced from 2 exons.
CAAACAGCAUGCACAGGACGCGAACACUACGUCAUGCAAUCCGCGUCGUCGGCGACUUGACCAAGGUUCCUCUGGGCGUCCUUCCUGAGGAGGGCGUGACGGCGUCCAUCGACCAUGUCUUUCAUGCUGCCGACGUCGAGACGUUUGCAGCCUUGUCGGGCGACUCGAACCCAUUGCAUGUGGACGCAGCGUUUGCCGCCACAACGACAUUUGGAAAACCUGUCGUUCAUGGGAUCCUAUGCACCAGUCUCUUCCCCACGAUCUUCGGCGCGACAUUUCCUGGCGCCAUCUACGUCGCGCAAGAUGUGCGAUACCACAAACCCAUCCAUGUAGGGGACCUUGUCCAUGCCGAGAUUGAAGUGCUGCAAGUGAAAGCGCGCAUGCGGCUGGUAGUGUGCGCCACGCGAUGUCUGGACCGCCACGGCGACGUCGCCAUUUCCGGUCAAGCCAAGGUGUUGCUGCCGAAACCAACGCUUUCGGCCGAUACUGGUACACCCACCACCACCAGUGCAGUGUAAUGUGAACAUCCACCGCAAAAGUCCAUAUAAUGUUACGCCCACAUGUCGCUCUGGCAUAUUCGUGGGUAGAGCCACCCACAUGACAACAAAGCAAUGCAUGAUACAG